This is a messenger RNA of Symbiodinium necroappetens, 1038 nucleotides long. NCBI's taxonomy places the organism in Eukaryota, Dinophyceae, Suessiales, Symbiodiniaceae. The record is from the annotation of a GenBank genome assembly.
AUGCUGCCUCAAGCAAGCCCUUCUCCUUCAGACAAAGUGAAGACGCUGGGUCCCCUGGUCGCUGGAUUGGCAUCCGCAGCCUGGGAGCAAAUCAAGAAGUUCGUGAACUGCCUGGACGACAACGGCCUGAUGUGUCCGAUCCUGAUUGGCGACAGGUGCGAUUGCCCUUCCGGAAGCUCCGUUCGGUUCGAGAACGGGGGAUUGAACUUGAGGUGCGUCAUUGGCAAGUCUGCGGGAUUUGGCAUGGGCUACGGCUUCAAGGCCAAAUCUGGAGGGAAGUUCGGCGGAAAGAAAGCCGGCAAGCUGCAGCUUCCCGGUCAGAUCUUCGAGGAGAAGAAAGCGGAGGCCAAGCAAUCUUUCAAAAAGAAGAAAGGUGGCUUGAAGAACAAGAUGUCGGGAGCUCCCACCGGAUCUUGCGAGACAAGUAUCGACAUGGCCAUCGAGGGGCAUGUGCAGAAUGCUUUGAUCAUUGGCAUGCACACCAAUGGCCCCUUCACGACCAUCGACAUCUCAGGAGGCGUCGGUGUCUCCCUGGACGGAAUGAUCAAAGCCCAAGGCAGCUGCACAUUGACGGCCGAGAAGCGCUUUCCGAAAGUACCCAAGAAGAAGGUGAUCUGCUACAAGGCCUUCUGCAUCGUCCUCUUUCUCCAGAUGGUCGCCCAGCUCGAGAUCACGGGUGCCCUUACUGGGACCCUGGAGUUGGGGGCCGAGGUUGGCUUCGACAUCGAGGGUAAGAUCACGGUGGACAAGGCCACGGGCGAGGCCACUGCGGAGUUCAAGGCCCCAUCCGUCGACCGCCAGGCGGCUUUUGCUAUGGGCGCCAGUGCCUUUGCCUCCAUUCGCUUGGGCGCAGGACCCUUCAUCGUGGUCUAUCCGGUCCCGGGCGUGCCCGUGAACUUCAAUCCAAUGGUCAAUUUGGAAGUCAGGGCGCAAGGCGACAUCAAGUUUGGACCUGUCGGCGUCGCCCUGAUCCAGGAGCCCGACCUGGAGUCGACAAACAGCAGCGUCAGCAUGCUGGAGGGGAGUGAAGCCGACGAG